Lytechinus pictus (painted urchin) is the source of this 3087-nucleotide messenger RNA. RefSeq lists its product as uncharacterized. The record is from RefSeq and is a predicted model, not a curated record. NCBI's taxonomy places the organism in Eukaryota, Metazoa, Echinodermata, Echinoidea, Temnopleuroida, Toxopneustidae. The transcript is spliced from 4 exons. Bases 93 to 554 code for a protein of 153 amino acids.
UUUUCCAAGAUCGUUCUGAACCUUCAAAAGGGACUACCAAAAAUACUUUGUGUCAUACUCGAAAGUUAAGUAAUAAUUGUUACUAAGAGAAAAUGAAGCUUGUUUUGAUCGUUUUCUUGGCCGUUCAUGUCUUGGUUGUCCCAUCGACAAAUGCCAAUAAUGAUGAUGUCGUGAAAUUAAUCCAGACGUUACUCGAUAGUGCUGAUACACAAGAGGAUGGCAUCAAACAAGAGCCAUCAGAAGGGCCUCUCAAAUGUACCAAGUGUCAGAAUAUUGUUGGGAGCAACCGUGGCAACAAAUACUGCGUAUCUGAAAUGCCAGACCAAGUUGAAACGUGUGCCGAAGGUGUUACAAGUUGUUACAUUCGAGUAAGGAACCUUGUGGACACAGAAGCAAAGCGUAUUAAUACGAUGGAGGUCAUCCGUGGUUGCCAACCAGACGGACUCGUGUGCGAUGAGGCCAUCGCCAUAAAAAGCCGUUUUGAGAGAUACACACAGUGUUGUGAUCAUAACGAGUGCAACGUGGACCACGUCGUUGCAUUCCCUGAAGAAUAAGUCAUCUUAUCAUUCUGCUUGACAUGACUCCUCACAUUUACAUCGUUCUUUAAAACCAUUGAUAACAAAUAAACAGAAUCCUUUAUUGUAGAGGAGGAAAAUGGUGCACAUUUAUAUGAUAUGUUGGCCUCAUAUAUCUAGUGUCAUAAUGUUACCAUGGUUACAGGAUUUAGUACUUGUAAAUCUAAAAUAGGCACCAAGUAAAUUCAUGUUCUUAGUUUUAGUUUCCGUUUUGCUUUAAUCGAUUUUAUCUUCUGACUGUUUGGAUCUAUUCACCUUGGACAGGUUGGCUCUACAGGGAGUAAAGAACGACUCUAUGAUUUUCAAAGAAUUGAAAAAAAUUAAUAUGAUGGAAAAAUGAUAAGAGGAAAAGAGGAUAGGUAGAGAGUACGCAGAUUGCUUUUUUUUUUUUUAGAUGUAUGGGCCACGUACCUUCUCUUCGAUACAAAAGGUACAGUAGGUACUGUUUAUCAUUUAAAGACUCAUUUAAGAUCGAGUCAUAAUACUAGGAAAUGGAGUUUCGGUACAAGCGUUAACUUAGAGUUCAAAUCAAUAAUGAUCGCUCAAAUAUUAUCCGCAUUCUAAUUCAGAUAAAUCAAUUCCAGUCCUAUUAAACUUAGUAUGGAGGUACAUGGUAUAUGUUAUAUAUAGGUAUAAAGCCAAUUUUGAUAUAUAACAAAGAAAGUAAAUGGGUUUUAUGUCAUUUAUAUAUAGGGUACUCUCUUUUAAUUUGGUUAAUGUGUUUUAUAAACCUAUUGUUUUUACGAUAUUCAAUUUCAGAUCAUAAUUAUAUGACAAUGUGCAUCGAAUUAUUGGUCGAUUGGAUCAACCUUUUUUUUUUUAACUAUUCGCCCUUUCACACGGUAAAAAAAAAAUCGUAAUUUGAAUGAUGAUUCCAGUGAAAAAUAAGGCUAAUGACGAAUUUUUAGCACGUGUGAAACCAAAGUAGAAUCACGAACGCUAAUCACAAUCACGAAUUCAAAUUCUAAUCUGGAGAUGAAUUCCAGUUACGGUACGAAUUUUGCGUGUGAAAGGUCCGAUGAUUCUAAAGACAAAUUGCAAUCGUCAUUACAAUGGGCCUUUUCAUACGUGAAUCUUGAAUCAUCAUUUUAAUGAUAAUUGCUAUUGUAAUCGUGAAUGUGAUUAGCGUUCGUGAUUCUAAUCAUGUUUUAGUUUGUUUUCACACGUGCUAAAUAUUCGUCCUUAGCUUUAUUUUUCACUGGAGUCAUCAUUCAAAUUACGAUUUUUUUUUUAACCGUGUGAAAGGGCGGUUGGAUGAUUCAAGAUUCACGUCUGAAAAGACCCUUUGAGUGCAUCACCUUUCCCUUAUUCCCUUUGAAAUGAACCUGUAUUCAGCCCCGGGGUCUCAUCAAAAUUAAGACUAAAUACAUUACAACAGUACAACAGUUUUGUUUUCCAUGGCUUCCAGCCCCCCCCCCCCUCCCUCUGUACGCCGGCAGGGUUGGGCAACAAGAAUAGGUACUAAGUAAUGUACUAGAUCAUUAAUGCGAGUACGAUCGUGCUAAAAAUUCAUCAUUAGCCUUAUUUUUUACUGGAAUCAUCAUUCAAAUUACGAUUUUUUUUUACCGUGUGAAAUUAAUAAUAAUAUUAAAGUUGAUAUCUCAGAUUCACGCAAGCAUAUAGGAAUGAGUUAUUAUACAAUAUGUUCAUAAAAAUCAUUCAUUAUGAUUGAACUCUAAUAUAGCGCAAACUUGUCGGAAACUGCUGAAAUUAGUCAACUUUGUAACUAAUAAAAUUGUAUUAUGUCUCCCUUUUCAUGAUUAUUUUACGCUAUGUUGGCAUGCAAAUAUCGCAAGGGCCUCCCUUUUGUAACUUAUCUGAAACUUGCAAUAGACAUUGAUCCAAAUGAUGCCCCUAGAUACAAAAAUAAUAACUACUUAUAUUUCGUUCAUAUGCAGGGGUGAACCGGCACACGUUAUCAUGGAAUAUCAAAUUCCCGUGGAAUGCUUUGUCAAUGAUUGGGAUGCUUUUGUGUUAGAUUUUGUAUAGAUUUUCGAAUGUAUUGUGUUUGAGUUUACUUCCUUCCUUGAACACCCCUGGGUUAUGAUAUAAACAGCAUUGUAUGUGGCAUAUUUUUAACCCACUUAUAUUUUUGUUCAUUGAAAUAUUGCCAGUUCUGGAAGGGUGUGUUUCAUCACGUGAUAAUGCUAUGAAUGCCGAGAAAUAUUCUUUAGAGUUGUUAAAAAAAGAGCUAUAAAAAAACUCUUAUUCAUAAACAAAAUUGUCAUAUCUCCCAUGAUCUAAACAACCCACAUUGUUCAUUAUGAUGUAUCAGUAAUUAAAAAAUGUACUUAUACAGAAAGUCACACUAUCGCGACAUAAAACGUUUUAUUUUCUGUCAAAAUAAAAUGGUCAAAAUCUGUUACUAAAUACCGGUACAGUAACAAAGCCCUUUAUACUCACAAUUCACGACUGACUACCUAUAGCGUAAUAAUAAAAUAUGUGGAUUAGUGUUUUUUGUGAUAGCUUUCAUUUUAACAAACAGGCAAAAAUAUAAUCUUUUUAUUCCAAA